UGGAUAACAUCGUUGAAAGCGCCCCACUAAAUCCAUGCUCAUAAAUGAAAGGAAGUUUGAGGGUGUAAUGGAGAUUUCUAUCCUAAAAGCUUUCAAUUCGCCUAGUAUGUUUAAAAUGAGAAGAAAGUGCCACUGCCGGCUGCCUCUGUGCACCAGGUGCUCAAUAAUCAAGAUAGUGCCUCACAACAAGAUGAUCUUUGGGACAUAUGAGAGGGAAAUAUGGUGCUGCCAUGUCACCGGAGACCUCCAUUCUCAUGGCGCACCAAUUGAUAUGGUUACAAUGAGAUUGAACAAGCAGCCCUAUGAGCAUGGAGCGAAGAGGAACCAUGGUACACCAUAUGCCCACCUUAUUGGAAAGAGGGCUCCACUGGAAAUUCUGAUGUGUAUGCAGGUAAGAUGACCUUCCAGGUUUGUAAGUGGCUUGUAAGUUGUGCUUUGAGCAAGAAGAGCAGUGAAUAGCUAUAUGUAGUGUGUAGAAUAGUAGACGAUGGAUGAUUGGAUUGCAUUGCUGUGUAUGUUGGUCUUACUGAGCUCAAGAAUGUAUUUUUCUUUUUAUGACAUUUUGCAGUCACACCUUAAUGUAUGAAUAUUGCUUUCUAUUUUGUUUCCUUUUACUAAACUCAUUUUAUUU
This is a messenger RNA of Oryza brachyantha (malo sina), 631 nucleotides long. RefSeq lists its product as uncharacterized. Lineage: Eukaryota; Viridiplantae; Streptophyta; Magnoliopsida; Poales; Poaceae. Bases 35 to 400 code for a protein of 121 amino acids. The record is from RefSeq and is a predicted model, not a curated record. The transcript has 5 exons.